Molecule: messenger RNA, 2201 nt
Organism: Chanos chanos (milkfish)
Lineage: Eukaryota; Metazoa; Chordata; Actinopteri; Gonorynchiformes; Chanidae
Gene: atg16l1
Product: ATG16 autophagy related 16-like 1 (S. cerevisiae)
Exons: 20
Coding region: 149-2005 (618 amino acids)
Biological process (GO): autophagosome assembly
Cellular component (GO): autophagosome membrane; Atg12-Atg5-Atg16 complex; phagophore assembly site membrane
Molecular function (GO): protein binding; protein-membrane adaptor activity
Source: RefSeq, a predicted model, not a curated record
GGUCUUUGCAGUCAGGAGUUGGUUAGCUAGCUCGCUAACCGCAUUAUCUAGACAAUUUAUCUUACAGUUUCGACAGAAAGGAAAGAGGACAAACUCUCAAUAGCCCACAGUCGCUGGAGGCACCUUUAGAUGUUGUAAGGGGGUGACCAUGGCUUGCCGUGGCGUUGAGUGUUCAUGGAAGAGGCAUGUGGCAGAGCAGUUGAAACAGAGAGACAGAGUUCAGCGUCAGGCAUUUGAGGAAAUUAUACAGCAAUAUAACCGCCUCCUAGAGAAGUCCGAUCUACAGGCGGUUCUGUCUGAAAGACUACAAUCAGAGAAAUAUGACACACAGAACAGACAUGACCUCAGCCCGGGAUCUGAGUCCAGUCGCACUGAUGCCCUGCAGCAGGAGAUGGCUCAAAUCCGAAUCAAACAUCAGGAGGAGCUCACAGAGCUGCACAAGAAACGAGGAGAGCUGGCUCAGAGUGUGAUUGAGCUGAAUAAUCAAAUUCAGCAGAAGGACAAAGAGAUUCAGAACAAUGAGGCCAAGAUGCUGGAGUAUCAGCGGAGGAUCUCUCAGCUGGAGGGGGAAUGCAGGGAGCUGCGUACCAGUCUGCAGGAUCUGGAGAGAGCCAAUCAGACGCUGAAGGAUGAGUAUGACGCUCUCCAGAUCACGUUCAGCGCGCUGGAGGAGAAACUGCGACGCACGACAGAGGACAACCAGGAGCUGGUGACGCGCUGGAUGGCAGAGAAGGCCCAGGAGGCGAACCGACUUAACGCAGAGAAUGAGAAAGACUCACGGCGACGGCAGGCGAAACUACAGAAAGAACUUGCAGAUGCUGCCAAAGAACCACUUCCCAUUGACCCAGAUGACGACAUUGAGGUUCUAUCAGAGGAUGUGGGGAAAGGUACUGGUGAAGCAUCUCCCAGUAGAGCACCUCUCAGCCGCACGUCCAGUAAACGUGUGUCUCAGCCUCCCCCUGGUGGACUGCUGGACUCCAUAUCUAACAUUUUUGGCCUGUCUGAUCCUGGAUUCCUGCCAUCGGACUCCAGACGUCGUUCUGUGAACUCGUUCGGGACAUCGCCGGAGAACAUCGAGGCACCCAGUGGUGUGUGUGCUGAGGUCAGAGUACCCUCCACAGCGCUGCAUGUGUUUGACGCUCAUGAUGGGGAGGUAAAUGCUGUCCAGUUUAGCCCGGGGUCUCGUCUCCUGGCGACAGGAGGGAUGGAUCGCAGGGUCAAACUCUGGGAGGUUGUGUCAGGACGCUGUGAACCCAAGGGGGCGCUGACUGGGAGUAACGCUGGCAUCACCAGUAUCGAGUUUGACAGCGCUGGCUCAUAUCUGUUAGCUGCUUCCAACGACUUCGCCAGCAGAAUCUGGACAGUAGACGACUACAGACUGAGGCACACACUCACAGGACACAGUGGGAAGGUGUUGUCUGCCCGCUUCCUGCUAGAUAACGCUCGCAUCGUCUCUGGGAGUUAUGACAGAACUCUCAAACUGUGGGACCUUCGCAGCAAAGUCUGUAUGAAGACGGUGUUUGCGGGGUCGAGCUGUAAUGACAUUGUCUGUACAGAGCAGUGUGUGAUGAGUGGACAUUUUGAUAAGAAGGUUCGCUUCUGGGACAUCAGGGCAGAGAGUAUUGUGCGUGAGCUGGAGUUACUGGGACGCGUGACGUCUCUGGAUUUGAAUCACGACCGUACGGAGCUGCUGACCUGCUCACGUGACGACCUCCUGAAAAUCAUCGACCUGCGCAGCAACGCAGUCAGACAGACCUUCAGUGCUCAAGGCUUCAAAUGUGGCUCAGACUGGACCAGAGUCAGCUUCAGCCCUGACGGCAGCUACGCGGCGGCGGGUUCGGCCGACGGAUGUCUGUACGUCUGGAAUGUUCUGACUGGGAAACUGGACCGAUGUCUGGACAAGAGUCACGGGGCUGCCAUCAACUCCGUGUCCUGGUCGCCGUCGGGAACCUACGUGAUCACCGUGGACAAAGGCAGCAAGGCGGUUCUCUGGUCUGACAUGUGAUUGGUCGAACUGUGGCGUGGCCUGCCUUCGGAUUGGCUGAGCUCUGCUUUCAUCACAUGUGACUGGAGGUUAACAUAAGAGAGAACACUCCUCUGAUGCCAUCCCACUUACACGAUCGGACUGCAACCCCUCUUCCAAGAGCCUUCUCUAAGCGUGUGUGUGCGUGUGUGUGUGUGUGCGUGCGUGCGUGCGUGCG